Cladophialophora psammophila CBS 110553 is the source of this 258-nucleotide messenger RNA. RefSeq lists its product as uncharacterized. NCBI's taxonomy places the organism in Eukaryota, Fungi, Ascomycota, Eurotiomycetes, Chaetothyriales, Herpotrichiellaceae. The coding region runs from base 1 to 258 and encodes 85 amino acids. The transcript has 2 exons. The record is from RefSeq and is a predicted model, not a curated record.
AUGGCCCUAUCUAUCUUAUACGCUCCUCAAGAUGCAGCGACAUCACCUGCGGUUGAUAUUGUGGCCGUCCACAGCCUCGGCGGCGACGCCAUCACCACCUGGACACACCCGAAAUCGAAGAACUUCUGGGUGAGAUUUUCCCUCCCCCAACAGAUCCCUGAUGCCGGUGUCAUGACCUUCGGCUAUAAUGCCGACGCUGCGUUUGAGCGGUCGACGGCGGAGAUUUUUGGCAUUCCAAAAGCUUGUUGGCCAGCUUAA